Molecule: messenger RNA, 1388 nt
Organism: Phoenix dactylifera (date palm)
Lineage: Eukaryota; Viridiplantae; Streptophyta; Magnoliopsida; Arecales; Arecaceae
Source: RefSeq, a predicted model, not a curated record
UGUCGUCUUGUGGCCAUCCUUCGCCCCUUCCUCGAAUAAAGUAAGCCUGGGCUCUCGAGCCUAUCCCUGUCGGAACCCCAGCCAACAUCCCCUCUCUCUCUCUCCAAUGUUGAAGCUAUGGAGAUGGUACCAGAACUGCCUCGCCGUGCAUCCGGUGAAGACCCAGAUGAUCAGCUCCGGGUUCCUUUGGGGUCUGGGAGACAUCGGAGCUCAGGCCGUCACCCAUUCGACCCUAAGAAAACAGCGUCAACUCACCGUCGUACCUACGGUACUAGCAGUUAUCGAGUCUCAGCACUUCCCCCACGCAGAGUGUCAGUACCAAUGAUUGCAGAUCUUGGUUGUAUAAGGGAUUCAAGAUGGAAAAACCAAUCACACAGCAGGAAGAUAAAGAGCUCAAAAUCAAUUGGAAAAGGGUGGCUAUCACAAGUAUGUUUGGAUUUGCAUAUGUUGGACCAGUUGGCCACUACUGGAACAAGCCCGAGCAUCUUGCAGAUAUACAAACUUUGUUGUAUGUUUUUUUUCCUCACCGGUUUUCUUCCAUUAUAUAGGUAUGAAUACUUGGAUCGUUACAUUCGAGUUCGACUCCAGCUGCAACCUAAAUCCUUAAAAUUUGUUACCGCAAAGGUUUUUGCAGAUGAGCUUCUCUGUUGGCCCUUGGAUUUACCUAUCUUUUUCUCAUACAUGGGGUUUGCCUCUGGGAGGAGCGCGGAUCAAGUGAAGGAAGAUGUGAAGCGGGAUUUCCUUCCGGCUCUUGUUGUUGGGGCAGGAGUUUGGCCAUUCCUCCAAGUUGCAAACUUCAGAUUUGUUCCAGUGAGAUACCAACUUCUUUAUGUAAAUUUGUUUUGCUUGCUGGACAGUUCCUUCUUGUCUUGGAUAGAACAGCAAGGCGAUGCCCCAUGGAAGCAGUGGUUUAUACCAAUUGUUACCCAGGAAAAUCAGAAAGGUCAGGCUUGAUAUCUUACCUUCAGAACUCAGAUCAAUUCAACAGGAGAUUUCAGGCCUUCUGACAGUUGCAUUUGAGGGUCUUGAAAACUAGACUACUGUUCUGCGUCAGAGUUGUGGGGCCGGGAACCUGAUGCUUCUGACCCGAAGGGGGCAUAGCCCUUCAGUUGCCUUGAGACCAGUCUCUAAGGAAGCUGUUAAAGUGCCCCAGUGUUGUAUUAUUAUCCAUUAAUUUUGUUGUUGUCAAACUAUAAGCGCUACCAAUCACAGUCAAUGGCUGGCUUUUCAGCCUUUCCCUGAAUAUUUAUGUAUUCACAAAUGGAUGAUUUUUUUAAAGUCUCCUGUGACAAUAAUUUGUACAGAGAUAAUGCUCCACGGAUCAACAUAAACGCGAGGAGCAAGAGAUGAAUUCUUAAUUCAUGAAUGCGGUGAAAACGCAUAUUUUA